GCCUUCCUCCUAGUGCGCUGAAAUGGCGCCUUCCAAGAGGAAGCGUGGGAAAGGUGUAGCGUGUGUUGCUCCUGCAGGGUAUACAGCUAUCCCAGUGAAAUUCUCUGAAAAGCAUCAAUCUCCUCACUACCUCUAUGUGAAGGAGCACAAAGUCAGAGACGAAACGGAUCCUAACAGGCCUCCAAACCGUACCCUUUUCAUCCUCAAUGUCCCACCAUAUUGCACAAAGGAAUGCUUGUUGAGGCUGUUCUCCAGCUGCUGUUCUGUGCAGUCUGUGGAGAUGUACGAAAAGCCAAGGCUGGGAGAAAAGCCAGAAGCACCUGAGUCCAAGUUCUUCAACACUAAGACAUUGCUGGGAUUCAAGGUAGCCUAUGUGGUGUUCAAGAAUCCAGCUGGUAUACAAGCUGCCCAGUCCUUAUCAACAAAGGGGCCCCUAGUGAUAUCUUCUGUCAAUCAUCCUGUGCAAACUGGAAUUCACAAAUGGAUUUCUGGGUACGCUGCAUCACUCAUAGAUCCUGCUGAGUUGAAGAAAGAGGUGGAUGCUUUCAUGCAAGCCUAUGACCAGAAGGUCGCUGAGGAAGAUGCAAAUGCUGAGGAUGAAGAUGGUGUCCCAGAUGAGGAAGGGUGGGUGAAGGUGACCAGGAGAGGUCGAAGGCCUGGAAUCCCAAGGACAGAAGCAGCCAACCUGCGGGCAUUGGAGAGAGAGAAGCGCAAGAGAGCACGCAAGGAGCUUCUCAACUUCUAUGCUUGGCAACAUCGUGAGACUAAGAGGGAACACAUAGCCCAGCUGAGGAUGAAAUUUGAAGAGGAUAAGCAGAAAAUUGCACUCAUGCGAGCACAGCGAAAGUUCCGGCCAUACUGAAUCUCCAGAUGUUCCCAAAAGAAGGGGAGCUACAGUGAGAAGUUCACAGGCAGAAAGGUUUUCAUGGAGCUUCUGUGAAGCCAACCUGAAUAUCUGCUCAUUCUCCAUUGCUGCCUCCUGGACUGUGACUGAUAAAGUGGGCAGCUCUAGAGUCCAACCAUGAAAUCAUCUUUGCUCAAACUGUGUAAUGCCUACAGAUCACAAAUGGGCAACCCUAUGAUAGCUCUGUGAACCUUGCUUCAGAGAUAUCCCUGACAAACUUGAUGUCACCUAAUAGUGUACCAUGGUGAUUUCUGAUGGUGUUUAGCUGUGAGAUAAAACAGCUAUAUGUUUAAAAUUAUAAAUUAAUGUUGCUGUGGGCUACAGAAUAU
Gekko japonicus is the source of this 1233-nucleotide messenger RNA. RefSeq names its product ribosomal RNA processing 7 homolog A (gene RRP7A). The coding region runs from base 23 to 862 and encodes 279 amino acids. Gene Ontology annotation, cellular component: UTP-C complex; CURI complex. The transcript has 7 exons. NCBI's taxonomy places the organism in Eukaryota, Metazoa, Chordata, Lepidosauria, Squamata, Gekkonidae. Gene Ontology annotation, molecular function: nucleic acid binding. Gene Ontology annotation, biological process: ribosomal small subunit assembly; rRNA processing. The record is from RefSeq and is a predicted model, not a curated record.